Botrytis cinerea B05.10 is the source of this 508-nucleotide messenger RNA. RefSeq lists its product as hypothetical. Gene Ontology annotation, biological process: mRNA export from nucleus; double-strand break repair via homologous recombination; proteasome assembly. The transcript is spliced from 3 exons. Bases 111 to 395 code for a protein of 94 amino acids. Gene Ontology annotation, cellular component: proteasome complex; proteasome regulatory particle, lid subcomplex. The record is from RefSeq and is a predicted model, not a curated record. Lineage: Eukaryota; Fungi; Ascomycota; Leotiomycetes; Helotiales; Sclerotiniaceae.
GACCCAUUUCCCUACGAUCCAACCGCCGCACGAAACGAAAACCAUACCACAUUAUCUUACCUCACAUCGUCAAUCUACGGAUCUAUCCUCGCAUUUUCAAACCACCCGUCAUGUCCGCAGCACCAGCCUCUGGCGCCGUCCCAACAACAAAGGCCACCAGCGCCGAUAAAUCAUCCGCCGAUGCGUCGAAAGAUCAAAAGCCCGUCACUACAUUAGAGGAAGACGACGAGUUUGAGGAUUUCCCAGUUGAGAACUGGAGCCAAGAAGACACAGAAGUACCCGGCGACAACACACAUUUGUGGGAAGAGAGCUGGGAUGACGAUGAUACUUCGGAGGAUUUCUCUGCGCAGUUGAAGGAAGAAUUGAAGAAAGUCGAAGCAAACAAGAAGAGAUGAGCAGGAAAUAUUUUGUUCCAUGGGUGAUACACAAUCAAUCGGGAGUUAAGGGCAUGACAUCAUAUCACAUACAGCACAUCAAAGUAGAAAUUACUAGAAGAUGAUAGGCAUAC